Molecule: messenger RNA, 1176 nt
Organism: Raphanus sativus (radish)
Lineage: Eukaryota; Viridiplantae; Streptophyta; Magnoliopsida; Brassicales; Brassicaceae
Product: zinc-finger homeodomain protein 2
Exons: 2
Coding region: 118-750 (210 amino acids)
Biological process (GO): regulation of developmental process; regulation of DNA-templated transcription
Cellular component (GO): nucleus
Molecular function (GO): transcription cis-regulatory region binding; DNA-binding transcription factor activity
Source: RefSeq, a predicted model, not a curated record
CUUAACCCACUUGAAUUAUUGGUCUCUCGAAUAGUUUUUAAGUUACAGUUCAACUGUACGGAUGUAAAUUCUUGUGAUGUUCAAGAACUAAUAAAUAAAAAAGAGAGAUAAAGAGAAAUGAAUUUUGAGGAGCAAGAAGAAGAAAUGGAGAUGUCGGGUGUUCAUCCCUCUGGGGGUUACGACUCUCUAAGCGGUGAGGGAGCCACGUCCAGCGGCGGUGUCGGAGGAGGAAGAAGAAGAACAAGCGUUGGAGAGAAGACAAGGUAUAGAGAGUGCCUGAAGAAUCAUGCCGUUAAUAUCGCUGGCCACGCCGUGGACGGCUGCUGCGAGUUCAUGCCUACCGGUGAAGAUGGUUCGCUCGACGCUCUUAAGUGUGCCGCUUGUGGCUGCCACCGCAACUUCCACCGUAAGGAAACCGAAAUGAUCAGCGGCAGGGCCCACGUAGUUCCGACGUACUACAACCGCCCGCCUCAGCUGCCGCCGCCAGGAUACAGGCAACUGGCUGCCUCGGCGGACGAGGAGGAUACGUCUAACCCGAACAGCAGCGGUGGAACCAAGGCUAAGAGGUUUAGAACGAAAUUCACGGCGGAGCAGAAGGAGAAGAUGUUUGCAUUAGCGGAGAGGUUAGGGUGGCGGAUGCAGAAGCACGAUGACGUGGCGGUUGAGCAGUUCUGUGCGGAGACUGGUGUUAGGAGACAAGUGCUUAAAAUCUGGAUGCAUAACAACAAGAACUCUCUUGAAUUUCAUUAAUCCUAAACGGGCAAGGAGACGAAGUUAUGAUGGUUCCUCAACCAAAAGAAAGAAAUAUAGAAGACAAAACAGCCUGCUUCAGAAAAAACCCAGUAGAGAAAAAGAAGCAGGAAGAAAUAAACAAGAAAGAACACCACUCGAAUAGGAGGGUUUGAAUGAUAAUGCCCAACGCGACGAUGAAAGACGCAAAGUAGAAACCUAAGCUUCUGCUGCAAUCGCUUGUUGGAGCCAUCGGGGACCAGCACGAGCUACAUAAGAUUGGUGUUGCGAACCAGUGAUGACACUAUCUCCUAUCUUCAGAGCAAUAGAGUUCCUUACAGGCACUUCGUAAUCAAGACUCCAAGAGUUCAUUUGUUGUAGCCUCGAGAUGAUGUCAACUGGAUAUUCUUGUAUAAGGUUUUUAUUAGGGAUAUUACAUCUCACAUC